Molecule: messenger RNA, 1276 nt
Organism: Lactuca saligna
Lineage: Eukaryota; Viridiplantae; Streptophyta; Magnoliopsida; Asterales; Asteraceae
Source: the annotation of a GenBank genome assembly
CCACGUUAGUCUUUUUAUUCGACAAAACCACCCCCAAAACCUCCUUCGUUCCUUAUAAAUACCCUCCGCAACUCCACCUUCCUCUCCAUCUCCAUUUCCGAAGAAACUAAGUUACUAACAAUGGAAACUGAAAAUGUCAACACAACCGUUUCCAAACUCCGACCAAGUCCCUCCCCAGUCUCACAUUUCUGCUUCACUGCCUCCCAAAUCUGGCUCAGAAUCGUCGCCGCCGGCACCUCAAUUGCCGCCGCCUGUUUGAUGUUCAAUAGCCGGCAGUCCAAAGUGCUUUUCGGAACCGAUCUCGACGCUCGUUACACCUACAACCCCUCCUUCAAGUUUUUUACGAUAAUGAACGUGGUUGCUUCAGUCUUGUCUCUCUUGUCGUUGCUGCCGGUUUUCUCACUCGGCCGGAAGUUCUCCAACCCCGUCAACUAUUUCUUCUUGUUUAUACAUGAUCUGAUUCUGACGUCAUUAAUGGUUGGUGGAUUUGGAGCUGCGGCUGCUAUUGCUCAAGUGGGUAAAUAUGGAAAUAACCAUGCAGGUUGGAUGCCGAUUUGUGACAACUUCGGGAAGUUCUGUCACAAAGUAAUGGCGUCUUUGAUCUUGAGUUUCUUAUCGACAAUUUGUUAUUUGCUUCUUACUGUUAUAUCCGCGAAUAAAGCAAGAGAAGUUUCAGAUUGAAAAAAAUGAGAUGUUGUUUUAUGUACACAUGUGAAAUGACUUUAAUGUCCCUCAUGGAGAGGGGUGCUUGGUUUAUGUGGACUUAGUGAAUUGUAAUCGAUAGUAAGUUAGAUGUUUUUAAAUGAAAUAGUUUGUUUUAUAUGAUGAAAGUAAUUCAAGUUCAUUCUUUAGUAAAGAAUGGUAAUGAUAGAUAUUGUUAAAGACAAUAUAUAAUUCUUUGAUAGCGAUGCUAUUGAUCCAUUAAGUCGUAUACGGGUGUUUAUAUGUUGAAAGAAGUCUAGGGUAACUAUGGACACCCUGAUCGAUAACCUAAAAAAUAAAAAAAGUCAAAUGAGUCGUUAAGAAAUAUACAUUUACCUUUAGACAAAAUUAAGCUAUUUGUAGAAAAGUAUGUAUGACACUCAUAGUUUUGAAGGGUGAGGUAAAAAUAACGUGUAGAAAACUAUGCUGAGUAUGACACUUAAAACACUUGGUUACUGUUGUUUUAAACAUUGGUCCAGUCAUUUUGGCUCUUUUUAAUUGUAAAAAGAUGUUUUUGUUUUCUUUUUGAUUUGGUUUUAUAUUUUUUUUAAAUGGCUUUUAAUUUUAGUUGAUU